AUGCAGCGUGAGAGGCCUGAGUCUGAACUCCAGCGGUUUUACCAUCGGUUGCUACGUCCGCUGUCACUCUUCACCAUCAGGUCGACGCCCUCAGAAGCUCAGAAGGGCCUCUCGCAGGGCGACCGGGUUCUGCAGUCCCUCCUUCCGGCGAGGCUGACAACGGCGUCGCUGUGCCACCAAGUGUCCAAGCUGCUGGCCAGCAGCGGGCUAACGGCGCGGGUGCCUACCGAGAGCCGACUCCGUCUCAUCGAGGUCAUCCUGGAGGAGCUAAAGUGCAGUUGGCGGGAGCCUCCUGCCGAACUCAGUCUAAGCAACAAGACCAACCAGAAGCUGAGGAAGAGGCUCGAGUCCUACGUUCUGAUCAGCAGUGAGCAGCUCUUCCUACGCUACCUGCACCUGCUGGUGACCAUGUCGACCUCCAAAAGGGUCUUCACUGAAUCAGCCACCCUAACCCGGCUGACCGCCAGUCUCGCCAGGGACUGCACACUUUUCCUUACCAGUCCUGAAGUCUACCGUUGCCUGCUCGCUGAUUUCCUGGCCUUGCAGAAGAUAGAACAGGCCCAGGGUGCCAUGGAUAAGCUGCGUCCUGUCUGCCCCGCUGGGGUUUUCAAGCUGUGCCCAAUCUCCUGGCCUCACAGUACUGGCUUUGCCCAAGUGCCAUGCUCUAGCCUCAAUCUGAACUACCUCGUCCAACUCAGCCGCCCAGUAGGGUUUUUCACUGAGCCCGGACUGGAUCCAGUGAAGGAGUUGAAGUCCAUCCCCCGGCUGAAGAAGAGAAAGCCUCUCCGCUGGCUGCCCUCCAUAGGAAAAAGGAGAGAAACUAACAUUAGUUUAUCACAGAUUGAGUCACCUCCUAUCUCCUCUGUGACUCCCACCAGCGAGGCUUCCCUUUUCCCCACCACACCUCUCAACUUCCAGCUCCGGAGAGGCCGGUCCAUGCCCUCUCUGCGUGAGGGCUGGAAGCUGGCAGAUGAGUUGGGUCUUCCUCCACUCCCGCCUCGUCCCUUAACCCCGCUGGUCUUAGCUGCAGAGAGCAAACCAGAGCUGGCUGGGGACAUUGUGGCUGAGGAUCUGAAGAAGUUGAUGAAAGUCAUGAAAUUAGAGUGGACUCGAUACUCACCACUGGACUCAGGUCUUCCCCCUCUCCUGGGAGUUGUGACCUACCGCCCAGCUGCAGGGCAUCGUGUGCAGGAACUGCAAAGGAUGUUGAAGAAUCUCCAGGAGGAAGAAGCCUGUGGAAAGUGGGACCUCCAACAUCCCAAAUCCCCUCCACUUCCACCGCAGCCAGUGACCAUUACUUUGAAGCUAAGAAAUGAGGUUGUGGUGCAGGCAGCUGCUGUGCAGUUCUCUGAUAGAAGCUUCUUGGACUCUUUCCACGUUGAGCCAGCUGGACUCUUGUACAACCACCUGGCUGAUGAACUGGAUGCCAAGGUCGUGGAAGAAAUGGAUAUUGAUAGCUUUGUUGGCAAUAGUGUCCGGGAAGUCUACAAGGAGUUGAUAUGCCGUGUCUCUACAGACCACUUCUGUUUUGACCAGGGGCCCCUGAUUGAGAAAGCAGCAGAUAAAGACUGGUCAACCUUCCUGUCCUCAACCUUUCUAAGUGGUGAAAAACACUCUCGAGUCAUCAACCAUGAGUUGGCUGGACUUUAUACCCAGAGGGUGGAUACUUCACAGGCCAAUGCUGAGAGGGCUCCCUCCUUCACAUCACCCCGAACCAGCAAAGUCUGGGAGAAGCGGUCAAACAAGGCCUCGUGGAUGAACUGGUGGAAUACCACCUUAUCUAUGGAUGACUACUUAAAGUACCUCAACAACCAUGAGACAGAUUUCCUCCAUGUCAUCUUCCAUAUGUAUGAAGAAGAAGUUCCUGUGGUGAUAGAGCCCCCUGCCAAAGAAUUCUUAGAGAUUCAGCACCCUCCGCCCUUGCUAGAAUAUGAAGAGCCAGAAUUUGUGCCAGGAGAGUGGGACUGGAACACAGUGUUGGAGCACAGGCUAGGAGCUGGGAAGACCCAUCUCCUGGGAGAACCCCACAAAGUCCUGGCCUUACAGAAGCGUCUGGAACGACUGUGGUCCAUGCUUGAGAUCCCUGACCAGGACCGGCUAGAUAUGGCCAUCAAGUAUAGCUCCAAUGCCCGUCUGAGACAAUUACCUGUCUUGGUGAGUUCCUGGGAGCAGGUCCUGAAGCCCAUUCAGCUGCGGGAGAUGUUGCUGGGGAGACUGGAGUGGUUUGAACGGCAAGCCUCCAACCCCAACCGUUUCUUCCAAAAGACUCAUUCAGGCCUGGGUCACCCCCUGGAGGAGAAUUACAUCCGAAACCAUCUCCACAAGAAGCUCAAUGUAGUGGAAUCUUCUUUGGUUUCCCUCCUUGAGGAUAUUGAGUUGAUUUUUGGUGAGCCGGUGAUCUUCAAAGGGCGGCGCUACCUGGAUAAAAUGAAGCACGACAAAGUGGAGAUGCUCUACUGGCUACAGCAACAGCGGCGGGCUUGCCACCUGGUCCGGCCCCGGAAGGCUUCCCACCAUUCAACCCUGCUCAGGAAUCCCAGCAGCCCAUCGUUAAUAACUCCCGGGAAUACUCCCAUUACCUUUUGACCAGCCCAAGUGCCCUCACUUUUUUCCCUCACUCCCAAAUACCCUGUAUCUCAUCCAGACCCCUUGACACUUUGGAAGAAGAAAUACAGGUGUCUUUAUCUAUAAGGUUUAGAAUUUUAUUUC
This is a messenger RNA of Otolemur garnettii (small-eared galago), 2709 nucleotides long. RefSeq names its product coiled-coil domain containing 87 (gene CCDC87). The coding region runs from base 1 to 2586 and encodes 861 amino acids. The transcript has a single exon. The record is from RefSeq and is a predicted model, not a curated record. NCBI's taxonomy places the organism in Eukaryota, Metazoa, Chordata, Mammalia, Primates, Galagidae.